CUUAUUCCGUACUCGAUCUGUUCCGUCGGAUAUCAAGCCCUCGAUCAUGCUCCUUCGACCACCCGCCGCCGGUCUCGUCGUCUCCAGCCACCUCGCCAUCCGCCGUAGAAGCGAUGGAGCCCUCCUGCCCUCACUCUUUGCUUCCCCCCAUCCCCUUCAUGCUGCCUUCGACCUCCAAUUUCAGACCUCGUGCCGCCCCUGUGGCACCAAGAAGCUGCUCCUCUCCAGGCGCCCCCUUCCUCCAGUUAAAUCUUCCUCCGGAGAUGGCGCCUCCGGAAAAUUUCUGCAGCUGGAUGCUUUGCACUUCGUGGAGUUCCUCACCUCCGAGAGGGUAAAGGUAGUCUCCAUGCUCGGCUUGGCCCUUGCCCUCUGCAAUGCCGACCGCGCGGUCAUGUCCGUUGCCAUCGUCCCGCUCUCCAGGGCCCACGGCUGGACCCAGUCCUUCGCCGGCAUCGUUCAGUCAUCUUUCCUGUGGGGGUAUCUCUUGUCACCUAUAGCUGGAGGAGCUCUUGUAGACUAUUAUGGUGGCAAACUAGUAAUGGCAUGGGGUGUGGCUCUAUGGUCUUUGGCUACUCUUCUUACACCUUGGGCUGCAGAGACUUCUUUAUGGUCACUGCUUACCAUGAGAACUCUUCUAGGAAUUGCUGAAGGAGUGGCAUUGCCAAGCAUGAAUAACAUGCUUUCAAGGUGGUUCCCGCAAUCUGAACGAUCUAGGGCAGUGGGAAUUGCGAUGGCUGGUUUUCAACUUGGCAAUGCAGUUGGACUGUUGGUUUCCCCUGUCAUUAUGUUACAAACUGGUACUUUUGGACCUUUUAUAAUAUUUGGGCUAUUUGGAUUUCUCUGGGUGUUGAUGUGGGUAUCUGCAACAUCAAGUACGCCUGAGAAACAUUCCCAAAUAUCCAAAAUAGAGCUAGACUACAUUAAAAAUGGCAAGAAAGAACCAAUUUCAGGAACUAAGGAAUUCACAAAGGCAAGAAUUAUCCCUCCUUUCAGAAAACUAUUAUCAAAGUCUCCUACAUGGGCUUUGAUCUCUGCAAAUGCCAUGCAUAGCUGGGGGUAUUUUGUUAUACUUUCAUGGAUGCCAAUUUACUUCAACACGGUAUAUCAUGUUGAUCUACGACAAGCUGCAUGGUUCAGUGCACUUCCAUGGGUAAUGAUGGCUAUUUUAGGCUAUUUUGCUGGGGCUUUGUCAGAUUUACUGAUUCAGAAUGGUUUUAGCAUUACCUUUACCAGAAAAAUUAUGCAGUCAAUUGGCUUUUUGGGUCCUGGGUUGUCUCUUCUGGGCUUGAAUGCAACUAAAAAUCCUUCAAUAGCUUCUUUUUGGCUUACAGUAGCCGUCGGCUUGAAUUCUUUUGGCCAUGCUGGUUUUUUGGUGAACUUCCAGGAGAUAGCUCCACAAUAUGCAGGUGUGCUGCAUGGAAUAUCAAAUACUGCUGGAACUUUGGCUGCAAUAACAGGAACUGUUGGAGCUGGUUUCUUUGUUGAGAGGAUGGGUUCUUUUAAGGGCUUCCUCAUUUUGACAUCAUUCCUUUAUUUCAUCAGCACGCUUCUCUGGAACCUCUUUGCAACUGGGGAGCAAAUCAACAUAUGAUCGCUACUUUGAAUCUUGUCUAGGUGAUGCAUGGCAGCCAUUGCAAUCAACAAAGAAGCUUUGGGCUCCUCUAUCAUGUACAUAUAAUUGUAAAAUAAAGCUCAGUUCUUCUAUGCUAUGUACAAUUCAUUGACAUCCGCUACAAUUGCUCACUAUUACUGAUGUGGAUAAUUUUUUUUAUCAGUUUAGGAUGGAUAUAAGUGUAUUGAGAUUGUAGAAUCAUCAAGGAGGAAAUAGAAAAUAGGCUGCUGUUUUUUUUUCUCA
Messenger RNA from Zingiber officinale, 1855 nucleotides. RefSeq names its product probable anion transporter 3, chloroplastic. Lineage: Eukaryota; Viridiplantae; Streptophyta; Magnoliopsida; Zingiberales; Zingiberaceae. Gene Ontology annotation, molecular function: phosphate transmembrane transporter activity. Gene Ontology annotation, biological process: transmembrane transport. The record is from RefSeq and is a predicted model, not a curated record. The transcript is spliced from 9 exons. Gene Ontology annotation, cellular component: plastid. The coding region runs from base 47 to 1591 and encodes 514 amino acids.